GUUUUAGGUUGAUACAAUAAUAUAAUGAUAUAACUAGAUUUUUGUUAUAGGCCUACUGUUUGAAGAUCUCAUUAAAACGUUCUUUCUUCAGUUUAUUUUUGACACUUUUAAAAUGUCAUUUUACUCAAACCAUACACAGGCUUGCAAAAAUAACCCUAAAAUAAUAAAAUACAUAAAAUCUGAGCAUGCUUGCAAUCAAACUGAAUCAGUUUUUUUAACUCGUGCUCUUUGAAUCGAAUUGUUCGAAAGAACCGAUUCGAAGGUAUGACUCGUGGUUCACAGUGCACGCGCCACUCCAACGACUCGCGCCAAAACGAAUUCCUCGUAAUAAUGAACAAAAAUGUUGUGAGACACUGAAGACUUAAUAUACAUUAAAAUCACAGCAACGCCUUAAAACACUAAAUAAGCGCUUCCACUUAACACCUUUUCACUUCAUUGACGUCAUUUCGUACUGUUCUCACUCAGUGAUUUGUCAAGAUGCGGAGGAAUGAAAACCAGAGACCAAACGCAGGUUGUCUCUCCGUGCCUCUGUUUAAUCAAAGGAAGAGGAGCAGGCUGCCUUUGAUGUCCAAUCCUUCAGAGAGUGAGCUCUUCACUACCAGCCACUACAAUGAGACACAAACCUCCUCCUCUUCCUCCGCUGCUCUUCCCACUUUAGGUCAGAGUGGUCAGUGGAACCAGCGAACCUAUCUUUCGUCACAGCAAGGCAGCAUGAGAUCUGCUCCUUCACCUGGUGUGGUGGGACGAGGAUAUGCACCUUUACCUCACCCAAAAAAACCUGCCUGUUUCUGGUCACAGACAGGGCAACAGAGGUCUCCAGUGAGGCAGGAUUCGAUGCCAGCAGUUGGAUCCCAGCUUCAUGGUGGCUCUCCAAGGAGCAGCUCCGUUUCGCUCAGCCAGCCCAGGUGGUCCAGCAGCAUCCACAAUCAACAGUCCCCCAGACUUCUGUACUCUUCCCAGCAGUGUACCCCCACAGCAGGAAUCACCCAAGGCCCUGGAUCUCAGAGUCACAGUGGAAAGUGGAACUUGAGACCUGUUGGACAAUCAGCCAGUGGAAUGUGGGCAAAAGAAAAGAUGGGCACCUUAAGUGUCCAGACCACCCCUCAGCAGCAGAAGCCCCCUCGAGAGACAUCACUGCGUAUUAUUACUGCUGUUAUUGAAGGCAUGAAGUACUGGAGUCAGUACAAGAGCAGAGUACCAAUGCUGUUUGAGAUGUUUGCUACACUGGACUCUGCAGUUACUGUUGGAGAAUACGGAGCAAAGAAAUUUCUCAUGAGGCAUGGAAAAGAGGUGGUCCACUGCCUUUACUAUGAGAAUGAUCAGACACUGCCCAGAUUGAUCAGAGGUCAGGUACAGCGCUGUGUUGGAAACUACCACAGAGAAAAGGACAUAAUGACCUGUGUGUCAGUCCGAGCUGCUUCACUGUCAGAGCAAAGGAAUGCCCUGGAGGCUGUGAGAGCAUCAGAUGCAGAGAUGAGGGAUGUGGUGCUGGCUCUCAGUGAAAUGUGAUGUGGAUCGAGUGAGUAACAUGAGAAACAUUAAACUAGCACAGACUUAUACUUAAGUUAGGGUUGGUUUUGGUUUAAGUAGUUAAGGAAUGACCCAUAAUGGUCAGUGAAUGUAAAACAGUUUUAAAUCUCUGCUUUGUAAUCUGUAGAUUUUGAUUCACUUUGUAGAUUAGAUGCAUUUGUAAUAUUUUAUUUAUUUGAAUUAAUAUGCAUUUAAAAUGUUUUAUUUUGUAUUUAUAUGCAUACAUAAUCUUGAGUUAUAAUUAAGAUGCAUAUAAUUUUAUUUCCUAUGCAAAUAUGCAUACAUA
Carassius auratus (goldfish) is the source of this 1816-nucleotide messenger RNA. RefSeq names its product spermatogenesis associated 22 (gene spata22). Bases 478 to 1509 code for a protein of 343 amino acids. Gene Ontology annotation, biological process: homologous chromosome pairing at meiosis; gamete generation; meiotic DNA repair synthesis. The record is from RefSeq and is a predicted model, not a curated record. The transcript is spliced from 8 exons. NCBI's taxonomy places the organism in Eukaryota, Metazoa, Chordata, Actinopteri, Cypriniformes, Cyprinidae.